Molecule: messenger RNA, 1171 nt
Organism: Durusdinium trenchii
Lineage: Eukaryota; Dinophyceae; Suessiales; Symbiodiniaceae
Source: the annotation of a GenBank genome assembly
GAUGAUUCCUGUUUCCGCACAGGGGUGGGCAUGGCCCUGUUGGAAGCUUUGGGCAUUCCGCGCCAUGGGCCGCUGGCCCGAUGGUCUGCGCAACUGGGUGCGUACCUCCUGAGCCGAGGAUCGCGUGGCCAGAUUUGCUUGCAAGGCAGCCUUCAGGGCAGUGUGGUGCUGGUCCCGAUCUACGCUCCGUAUCGGGCCUGGCGUUGGUCGCCCGUGCCCUCUAUGCCUGAAGGCUUUGGGCGUCAGGCGGCGCGGCUCAGCCUGCUGGCCUUGCUGGCGGUAUGGCGGGCUGGAGGUCGGGUGGCACCGGUGACUGCUGAGCUACUGGAGCCCCCACGCAAUCGACAAGGUCAGUUGCUGAUCCCUGAGCUGCGCUGGGACCAACGGGCGAUCCCCAGCGUGCUGCAGCAGUGGCAGCCUGCCUUCAUCUUGAGCUUCGGGGCGUUGGAUGAGCUCUUCACCCGUUCAGUGGCCUCGGAAGGCUUCUGGACGCCGCACACAGUGAAGUACCUCCGCCUGGAUUUGCAGUCCGAAUCCCAGCCGGAGCACUCUCCAUCUCGAGGCUCCCUGGUGAGGCACUUGGCAAUCCCGAGAUUCAGGAACGACCAUGACUUGGAGCUAUCAGAGGUCGCCUUGUCUUUCGCUGGAGGUGAGGAAGUCACCUUCCAGGAUAUCCUCGCAGCGGUCGCUGACCCCGCCGGAAACCUCGCUUCCAGCCCUGAGGGCUCGGCGCACAUCGUGCGCCUCCUGCGUGCCGCGCGGCGUCGGGCGGCACCGCCGGCCACGGCGCGGCCGCCCUGGUGGCGCGUCGGCGGCCAUUGGCCGCCACAGCGGCGGGCGGCGGCGCCGACGAUGUGGACCGCGGUGGAUGCGUUGGAUCCGAAUCGACAAGGGAGGACCUUGGAUGGUGAAGUUUACUACUGGAACCGUGAGACCAAUGAAACCACCUGGGACCGCCCCUUUGGUGGGCGCCGCUCCGAGCCACGCCGCGCGAGCCGGGCGCCCCCGCGGGCUCCUCCCGGCGCCGCGGGCGCCGCGGGCGCCCGGCGGCGCGAGCACGAGGUGAGUCGUGGGCAACGUCGGCCCAGGCCAAGACGGCUGGGGCUGAGCUUGGAAUUCUUGGGAAGCUCAGGAUAUGUGAAGAGCACAAGCCUGGCAAGAAGUGAGUGAG